AAUGGCGACGCGGCUCUGGGCGGCUCAGCCAGUCUUGGGUCUGUAUUCUAAUGGGCCACAUCUUUAUCAGGGAAAUGUUGCUUCUCUGAACUUAAAACUUCUCAUGGAGGGUCCCCAGACUCCGAAGCAGAGAAGGGGCCUGCACUGAGGAGUGGGGAGCUGCCUCUCCCCACCCCCACCCCCGGGCCAGGUAGGGACAGAGGGCUCUCACCGCCCCAGGAGCACCUGACUUCCCGGGCUGACGUGGUGCUGGUCUCCCGGCAAGGGCUGGGCCGGAUGCCUGGGUGGGAGGACGGCCUGGGGCUCAGGCCGCUUUGACCCUCCGAGGCUGCCAUGGGGUUCUGGGCUGGAGCUUGGGGUCUCAGGCUCUAGGAUCCUGGAUUGGGGCUUCCCGCCUCCCCUCACCCCAUCAGGGGUGCCAUGGAGUCCAACCUGCAGGGCCCGUUCCUGCUCAACAAUGCGCCGCUGGCUCAGUUCUCGGAGCUGAAGGCCCCUGUGUGCCAGUACUCCAUGCAGAACUCCUUCUACAAGCUCAGCCCCCCAGGGCUGGGCCCCCAGCUGCCCGCCGGGACCCCCCACGGGAUCACGGACAUCCUCAGCAGGCCUGUGGCCACGCCAAACAGCAGCCUCCUCUCCAGCUACCCCCACGUGGCAGGCUUUGGUGGACUCGGCUCCCAAGGGGUCUACUACGGCCCCCAGGUGGGGAAUUUCUCCAAGGCGGGGAGUGAGUACCCCACCCGGACCCGGAACUGCUGGGCGGACACGGGCCAGAAUUGGCGAGGCGGGCGGCAGUGCGGCAACACCCCAGACCCCUUGAGCGACAGCGUCCACAAGAAAAAGCACACCCGGCCCACCUUCACGGGACACCAGAUCUUUGCCCUGGAGAAGACCUUUGAGCAGACCAAGUACUUGGCUGGCCCUGAGAGGGCGCGACUGGCAUACUCGCUGGGGAUGACCGAGUCGCAGGUCAAGCAAGCUGGAGGUGGGUCUCAUUACUCAGCCGAACCCUCUUGCUCCAGAUCACUGGCUGGUGUGGUUCCAGAACCG
Vicugna pacos (alpaca) is the source of this 1047-nucleotide messenger RNA. The record is from RefSeq and is a predicted model, not a curated record. NCBI's taxonomy places the organism in Eukaryota, Metazoa, Chordata, Mammalia, Artiodactyla, Camelidae.